Messenger RNA from Sinocyclocheilus anshuiensis, 3756 nucleotides. RefSeq names its product thyroid hormone receptor-associated protein 3-like. Gene Ontology annotation, biological process: positive regulation of transcription by RNA polymerase II. The coding region runs from base 341 to 3112 and encodes 923 amino acids. Gene Ontology annotation, cellular component: mediator complex. The record is from RefSeq and is a predicted model, not a curated record. Lineage: Eukaryota; Metazoa; Chordata; Actinopteri; Cypriniformes; Cyprinidae. Gene Ontology annotation, molecular function: DNA binding; transcription coregulator activity. The transcript is spliced from 11 exons.
GCACAUAAAGCUGCUUUACAUCAUUUGACGUGAAUAGUUCUCCGUAUUCACACGGGUGACUAUACAGUUUGGUUAAGACUAAAUACGACAUGUUUGUCAUUUGGAAUUAAAAUAGGCUAACUACGUUUUGAAUGUGGAUACUUCAGGUUAAACCAACUGGAUAUUGCCGUUUUCUCCGUCAGAAUGAUUUAAAUAGCUACUUUAAGUAUAACGAAUGAUUUUUUUCUUUCAAAACGAAAGGAAACUAUUUCAGUCACCUGUAACAUUUGACAGUAGAUGAAUAUUUUCAUCGUGGACUACAUCGAAUUAUAGGCACAUAUGUGAGAGGCUACAAGCGACAAUGUCAAAGACACAGAAAUCAAAGUCCAGGUCUCACUCUCGCUCGGCCUCCAGAUCAAGAUCCCAUUCUGAUUCCCGCUCCCGUUCCAGAUCACAAAGCAGCUCUAGAUCUAGAUCCAGGAAACGCAGAUAUUGCUCUAGGUCUCGCUCUCGGUCAAGAUCCCAUUCUCCGUCCCACAGCCGGGAGCGGAACCACACACGGGAGUACCAGAAUCAACGUGAGUUUCGAGGCAACCACAGAGGCUUCCGGAGGCCAUAUUACUUUCGGGGCAGAGGUCAGGGCUUUUUCCGUGGCCGCUUUCAGCGUGGUGGAAGGGGUGGAUAUAAUAACUACCGACCCAAAAACUGGCAGAACUUCCGGCAGCACCAUCAGCAGCAACAGCAGCAGCAGUACCACCCCAACAGCCCCAAGAGGGGCCGCUCGCGUUCACGCUCUCCCAAGAAGCAGUCAAAAAGUCCUCAGUCCCGCAGCCAUUCCCGUCGCUCUGACAGGUCAUCCUCAGGGAGAUCGCCACAGUCGCACCACUCUUCCUCCUCCAACUCUGGGUCUGCCAAACGCAGUUGCAAAGAGGACACCUCUGUGCCAGAAGAAACCCACGGAGGAGGAGAUGGGGCUCUGGCAGAGCAGGUUGGAGGCUCUCCAGUGGCCAAAGGGAACUCUGAUGGAGACAGGGCUGUGGAGAACUGUCAGGUUUUGAGGAACCAUGACACUAGUCCUAAAAAGGCAAAUCCGCAGGUUUGCUCCACUGUCACUAAUGACCAACCAAUGGACUCUGCAACUAAUGCGACAAUUCCUGCUCAUAAUGCUCCUAAUAAAGGUGCCACCACCUGGCAGAGUGUUGAAACUGCACCUUCAAACACCAGCCCCAUAAAGAAAAGCCUUACACCAGUUUUCAAUGGUUUUGGGCUCUUUACAAAUAUUGACCAACAGACAGAUGAUACAAUUGCUAUCUCCACUGCGUUUUUGAAAUUUCUGGAGGAGCAAAAUCUUAAAAAACAGGCCUCUACAUGGGACGACAACACACAUAAAGGGAAAAGUAAUGGAGAUAUAGUAUGUGAUAAAGAAAAUGGAGAAAUGUUUGAAAAGGGCAUUGAGUUGUCUCGCACUGUAGAUCACGACAACGCAGGAGAGAAGGAGAAAUCCAAAUCUGCCAAGAGUGGUGAUGGUAAUAAGUUAUCCAUAAGCUCCAUUAAAAGGGGUUCACGAAAUGGCCCGACACUUCUGUGCGAGGAUGGCGAGGACGAUGAUGAAGAAAUGGAGAUGUCUGAUAGGGUGAGGGAUAUGGAAAAUGAUCCCUGCAAAAGCAAAGUCAUGGUGUCCGCUCGUGAAAUGUUCGAGAAUCGUAUCAGGAGGAUGCAGGACAUGGCGUGGGAUGAUGAGCUGGAAGCUCUCCUGCUCUGCCAUAAACAGGAAAGAGCAGCGAAUUUACUAGCUGCUCUAUCUAAGAGAGACCAGCUCAGUGGCAUGUUUAAGGAUCCCUCACCUGAAAAGCUCUCUAAUGUAAAACGAAAGGAGAAAACCACGCUAAGUUCCUCUUCUAAACCCACACUGCUGCCCAGGAGGAGCUCUGAGAACCGUGAGCAAGAGAUGUUUGUGGUUAUGAACGAGGAAUCCCCACAAAGAGCUUCAGUGAAAAGAGGAAGUGAAUUCAGUGUGAGGAUGGAUUAUCUAAGUGAUGACCUUGCAAGGACGUCUGUUUUGAGCAAUGAAAGAAGGAAUCUUCUGGAUUUACUGCAUCUCGAUAAGAAGGAUUUGGAGUUUCAAUCUGUCCUUCAGCAUCUUCAGGCUCAGCAGUCACCCAAAAGCCCAUCUGAGCUGUAUGCCCAACACAUAGUUUCAAUUGUCCAUCACAUUAAAGCUCAAUAUUUUCCUUCCUCUGGAUUGACCCUAAAUGACCGAUUUGCCAUGUACCAGAGACGAGCUGCUGAGAAAGAAUUCAUGAAGCAGAGAAAGAGUCCAGAGAUACACAGGAGAAUUGAUGUUUCUCCCAGUGCUUUUAAGAGGCACUCUCUUCGGUUUGAUGAGAUGAAAAGCUCCAAGGAAAACAGCUUCAAGGUCGAUGGUAAAAAAUCUAAAGGUGAUUCAGUGGACCUUCGGCUGGAUAUUGAGCGCAGAAAGAAAUACUUGAGUGGGGAGAGAGAGCACAGAGAGGAAGAGUAUGGAGGAAGAGUAUCGAGGGAAUCUCCAGGUUCAAGCAAGGAAAUAUCCACUGAGAAAAACUCAAAGAACCACAAACAACCGAAGAAAAACAAGAAGAAACGUGAGCAUUCUGAGUCAUCUUCCUCAUCUUCCUCAUCUUCCUUUGUUUACCACGAAGAAGACGCUGAGAUCAAGGCAGAAGGUUUCUCCAAAAUACAACAGGGGCUUAGAGAGUAUGGAGAGCCUGCAGAAAGAGGACGGGCACGAGGAGGCUUUCAGCUUAGAAUGCGCGGCAGAAGUUGGAACCGAGGACAUUUCCAUGGAAGCAGUAAUGGUGAUUCACAGAUGAACAUGUCAGCAAAGAAUGACGACUGGGAUCAAGAAUACACUCCCAAGAACAAGAAAUACUUCCUACACAGUGAAAGAGAUGGUGAAGCUGAGAAGAAGAUGAUGGACACACGAGGACGUGGUAGCGGUAAUGCUCUUCGCGCAAAGGGACGUUUCAUCCUCCGGAGGGCCACAAAUACCAACACCAUCAAUAAUACGAGCCCUAAAUGGGCCCAUGAUAAAUUCCAGACCACUGAUGAUGAUGAGGGCGAACAGCAAGGAGAAGAUGUAGAACAGGACCAGUGAGAACAGAGCAGUAACGUUGUUAAGAUCCCUCAUCAUGCUUUAAACACUGCAUAAGACUUGUCAGCCUUCACACUUUCAAGAAUGGAUAUAAUAUUCACAUCCAUAUGCAUCUAAAACCUUUUCAUAGGAAAGAGGCUUUUUUAUUGUAUUGCUUUGAUUUCCUAUUUUCGUGAGGAUGCUUUUUGUCAGCUUGGUUGUGUUUUGUGCUUUCUGUGUAUCUUUUUUUUUUUUUUUUGUACAUGCAAACUCUCAAAAGUUCAUAGAAAAAUACAUAGUAUGGAGUUUAAGCAAAGUUAUUUAGAGGAGCACAUUCAUCUAAUCAUGGCAGACACUGUUAAAGGCAACUUCAAAUUUAUUUUCUAUCCUUAAAUCUCUGGAAGAAUUAGCACUCCAUCUCGAAAUCGAGUACCUCCAUUGUGAAUCCGGUCUCGUUUUUUGCACAAGACUAUUAAAACAUACAAAUGAAACAAACGCAGAACAAAAAGUUAAUAUCUAAGUAGUGAAAGACUGAUUGGAUAAGGCAGGCCAGUUGAUCAGCUGAUAUUUGUCCAUUUUGAGAUUAUCAUUAACUGAUUAAAGGAAGUGUUUAUCGCCCCACUUUUUUAGUUUCCAAUUUUACUGAUAGCUUUGUCUAUGGAUAGUAA